Molecule: messenger RNA, 1391 nt
Organism: Mercurialis annua (annual mercury)
Lineage: Eukaryota; Viridiplantae; Streptophyta; Magnoliopsida; Malpighiales; Euphorbiaceae
Product: polygalacturonase-like
Exons: 4
Coding region: 8-1177 (389 amino acids)
Biological process (GO): carbohydrate metabolic process
Molecular function (GO): polygalacturonase activity
Source: RefSeq, a predicted model, not a curated record
UCCAAAAAUGUCUAAUAUUACAAUUUCUUUUCUACUCGCUUUCUCCGUCUUCUUUGUUUACUUAGCGAAAGCUGAAACUUCAUACAAUGUGCUAAAAUUUGGUGCGAAACCUGAUGGCAAAACAGAUUCAACAAAGCCAUUUCUCAUGGCAUGGUCAUCUGCAUGCAGAUCACGUACCGCAUCGACAAUUUAUGUGCCGAAAGGAAGGUAUUUGAUAAAGGCGAUAGAGUUUCGAGGUCCAUGCAAGAACAAAAUUAGGGUUAAAAUAGAUGGAAGUAUUAUUGCUCCUACAGAUUAUAGAGCUUUGGGAAAUUCAGGGUAUUGGAUUUUAUUUAUUCAGGUUAAUGAUAUUUCUGUAUUUGGUGGGACUCUUGAUGCUAAAGGUGCUGCAUUUUGGGCUUGUCGGAAUUCUGGAAAGAGCUGUCCUGAGGGAGCUAGGUCUAUAUCAUUCAACUGGGCAAACAACGUAUACAUAAGUGGGUUGACAUCAAUAAACAGUCGGUCAAUACACAUGGUAAUAAAUAGCUGCAACAAUGUUAUAGUAAAAAAUGUGAAGGUUAUAGCUCCAGACCAGAGUCCCAAUACAGAUGGAAUCCAUGUUCAGACAUCAACUGGAGUUACCAUUACCGGAUGUACGCUACAGACGGGCGACGAUUGCAUUUCCAUCGGUCCGGGCACCAGGAACUUGCAUAUGAGUCAUAUUAAGUGCGGCCCUGGCCAUGGCAUCAGCAUUGGCAGCUUGGGCAGACAAUUUAAAGAAGAUGGAGUACAAAACAUAACCCUAACAAACGCAGUAUUCACAGGAUCAGAUAAUGGUGUAAGGAUCAAAACAUGGGCCAGGCCAAGUACCAGUUUUGUGAGGAAUGUUCUCUUUCAAAACAUCAUCAUGACAAAUGUCCAGAACCCUAUCAUUAUUGACCAGGAUUAUUGUCCUGACAACAUUGGUUGUCCUAAUCAGAGUUCUGGUGUAAAGAUUAGUCAAGUUACAUACAAGAAUAUAAAAGGAACAUCAAGAUCAUCAGAGGCAGUGACAUUUGAGUGCAGCAAAAGUAAUCCAUGCAAAGGAAUAAGAUUACAUGAUAUAAGGCUUACUUAUAUGAAUAAAGCUGCAACUUCUUCUUGUAAGAAUAUUCAAGGAAGCAGCACUGGACUACUCAUACCAGAGAGUUGCUUAUAAUAGUUUACAUUUAAUUAGAAAAUUAUUAUUAUCCUUAAAUAGAAAAACAAAUUAAUUAACUUUAAUUUGGAUUUAUUGGCAUAUGUAUAUACACUCCAUGUGAAGGUGUUCUCUAAAUGUAAUUUAGCACUCCAUAUGUGGUAGUGUCUUUUAACCUAAUGUAAUAUUAUUUCCAUUUUCUUUUAACCUCAAUUAUUUCCAUUAUUUCCAUUAA